GAAUUGUUCUGGCAAGGGCGGUAGUAGGAGCGAUCAGAUAGGCCACAAUGUAGCGCACAUGUGGAGAUAUGGGACAGAGGAUGCUAAGGAGGAGGAUCACGAGAUAAUAGUACAACGCAAUCUCUCUAGUCGGGGACUAAAAUCUCACCAUAAGAGGAAGAGGAUUGAAGAGGAGCUACCUCUUGAUUCUAGCAACUGUAUGGAGGUGGAGUAUGCUCCUUCAAAAACCGGGGGUGGUGGGUUAGCUAAUAGUGGUUCGCCAAACGAGAAUUUAAGGAUGCAUGUGGUGGACCUUUCUUUUUUAAAAAAGAAUACUUAUGUAUUAAUAAUAAUGAACGUGACAAAGGACACAGCAAACCAAUAACUCAGAGUUAUCCUCGGGUGGGACAUAGAACUGACCAACUCCUGAGGACCUGACAAAUUCGCUAACCUUGCAACAUGGUAGGUUGUUAAUCAAGCAGCAUUGCUGCACUUGAUACUAAGGGUAUCGUUCAUGGUUAAGAUCAAAAGGUCAUGGACGAAACGUGAGGCUAGGGACUGGUUCAGAUCUGGAUCGGAGGCAAGGAGCGGAAGAUGCUUCAGUACUGUUCGACAGUCCCCCUCCUGAACCGCCGCCAUGGAGUGCAAGAGAGUUUAGGAUUUGGAAGCCGUGUUUUAAUUUUAUUGUUUGCGAAUCGCUUUUUAAUUUUCAUGAUCAGACUUUUCUGUUUUACUUUUAUUUUUUCUUUUGUUGUAAGACUCUUACAUUAGUUUGGGGGAUAAGAGGUUUACGGUAAUUGUCAUUGGCUUUAUGUUGCUCAAAUUAGGUCUAGCGAGUUAUAUUGCUUUGUCAAAGGUGAUUAACUCAGAGUCUCAGCCAAGGGCGGAUGGUUACAUGUGGUCCUUUUGUUAUCUUGUACCCUGUUGAAUAUUGUGAUUUAAUUUAAGCCAUUUGUUUGAGG
Cuscuta epithymum is the source of this 941-nucleotide messenger RNA. Lineage: Eukaryota; Viridiplantae; Streptophyta; Magnoliopsida; Solanales; Convolvulaceae. The record is from the annotation of a GenBank genome assembly.